UUCCUUCCUUUCCCAAACAAAAAAAAAAAAUGAGUGAUAAGAAUUUUCUUCAGAAAACAAAGUAUGUUAUCAUUACUAAGAAACUUUGAUGAUGUUUAGUCAGGAUUUUUUUUCCAUUAUCAUUUCAUUCUGUAAGUCAGUAAACUAUUUUCUAAGUUGUGUGGUUCUGCAUUGUUCUAAUGGAACAGUGCAGGAAAUUACAUAGGUGAGCAUCACAACAACUUGAAAUUGGGCGUUUUGAUCUGAGGGAUCUUGGGUUCAGAUGCUGCUAUAUUUUGUUUUGGUUUUUAUAUCACGGUUAAUUAUUCAUGCACUAAGGUCAGUUACACUGCUUUAAUGAUAGUAAUAAGCUUAGUACACUACAGUUCCCUCAGACUGUGGAUGCAUGCAUACAUCAGUGCAGCUAUUCCAUUGGAAGUCAUCAUUCCUAAUUACUGAUUGCUGCUCCUGAGCUUGGGAGUCUCUAUUUCUCCUGAAACUCCCAGUGGAGCUUCUCAUGAGAACCCUCCCAGCCCCAUUUAGUUAGGGUGAUCUAAAUGAAUUUCAGCAGUAGGUAUUUGCUGAUCCAACUCAUUUCCACAAAAGCCUUUUAGACUAUGUUUAUGUACAUGGGCAGAUUUAGGAAAUUAUAUGUGGCGGAGGAGCACUGAUCAACAGUAAAGGGUUGAGCUGAUCCAUGUGCCUUUUUUCCCUAAAACACUAUUUAAAAACUUUGUAUGUCUGCGUGUGGCCAUAGUGAUACUGCUGUUUUUGAGUUUGUACUGAUGUGAAUUCAUCCUGUCAAGUCAGAUGAAAUAGCUUUAUUAAAAUUUACUUCUUCUUAGCAAUGUGUAUAAUAUUGUAGCUAUCAGUUAAAAGCGGUGCAGAGCUUCACAAUUUAAAAUUAUGCAGUGACUGAAAGCAAUAAAUGCACAAAUAUUUUGAAGAUCUUAAAAAAAAUAGUUUAGCGUUUGACAUACAAAACUGAGUUGAUGACACCCAGUGUGAACAUUGAUUACAUUUUCAAAACAGGAUUUCAGUAUAUCUGAGAGUGUAGAUACUACCAUGUCAGAUUUGAAGGAUUGAUUGGUGGGGAGCUGUGUCAGUGUUUUAUUUUCCACAACUCAAAAAUAAAUUGAUUGAUUUACUGUAAGAGAAGGAAUUUAUAGCAAUACUUCUAAAAUGUCUGAACUAAAUUACCGAAAUUUUGGGAGCAAAGUGAUGCAAUAGAGAACCAUCCUAUGGUAUUUUAGUUUUGAAGCUCAGCACUUUAAAAAAUGCUAGUGAAUAAUGAUGUGUGAAUCACAAAAUUCUAAAUGUACGCUCUUGUUCACAAAUUUCUUACAUUUUACUUGCAUCUGUGUGCAACUAAUUAAAUAUUGAGCAUUGAAUAAGGACUAACGAGCUUUCAGCUGUCAGCAGUACUUCGGAAAAGUAUUUUCAGUGUUCAUAGUUCAUAUAUUUAUAUUAGGGUAAGCUUUGAUCAUUUGCAAAGGUAGAAAAUUGAGAAUGCAAACAUUGUUGUGUCUGCAUAUCAUCAUUUUUAAAGCGUACUGAUAAAAGGUUAUGUUCAGAGGGAUUUGGACACUAAAGAGAAGCUGUUAUCAUUUAGGAGUAUCGUGACAGCAGUGUUUUUAUGCAUGCAUUGAGUCUUAUUUCAGCAUUUGAACUGAUUUUGCAGUAAGUAAAAGAAAAUGCUUUCUAGUUUAAUGAAAUGAAAUUUUGAAGUCUCUAGAUUAAGCCUUUCUAAUUUGCUACUGUGCAUUAGUUUUAUGUUUACAUUUUUGUCACAACUGUAGUUUAUAAACUGACUCACUGAGAAUUUAUGCCGCUGAUUACUUUGAAAUCUCAUUAGAAGUUAUGGAAGUGUUUUGCAGUUCCUGAGGUUUGAAAAGCAUCAUGUUAUUUCCAGGGAAAGACAGUUUGAAAGAUCUGAGCUGUGGAAGCAGAAAGCUAUGAAGAAUAAAAUAAUGCAUCUUGGGACAGAGGAAUAUGCUUAUUAAUGUUUCUAUUAAGAUGAGGAUUAGUCUUCUGAUACAGAGUUAAAACAUAAUAUUGAAUGAUGUUCAGUAUGUUCAAAUGUUACUUGGACCUAGACUUGCUUUUGGUUUUGCUUUUAGAAAGCCAAAUAAGGAACUAUUUUGAAUCAUUAGAAAAAUGAAGCUUAUUUAUUAAAUGUUUGAGCCACGACUUCUAGAUGUUGGUCUUCAGUAUCACUUAUUUUUCGUUUUUUGUGUAUAUUGAAAAUAGUAAUGUCAAGCCACUGCCUUUAAGAUAAUUGGAAAUUCUAGUUUAACCCUGAAAAUUGAUGUAAAUUUUGUGUCUGGGUUCUUGUUUAGUACUUUCAAAAUCUGGAUUCGUUUUCUAUAUGAGGAUUGUAGGAAAGGAUAAGAAAAUGAAAAGCUGAAAAAUGUAGUAGAAGUUCAGGAAAAAUAUGUUAGAAAUCUCCACAGCUAUGAUGUGAUAUGGUUCUUUAAGAAGGAACUGAAACCAAAAACUGGGCACAUGACCUAAAGCUAUUCAAUGCAAAUAAGAGUGCUUAGCCUCGGUUUUUGGCAAAGGGAACAGUUUUCUUGGUGUUCGAAGCAUGCUGUCAGCUAAACCAGUCUCCGGAUGCAGAGCUAACUUUGACAGUAGAAGAAAUGAUUGGAUUAUCUCUGAAGACUGAAGGCAAUGAGGUUUGCUGGGAUGGGUAAUCUUCUUAAGGUCCUUACCAGGGAAAUUGAAAACUAUCCACAUUUUUUCCUGGAUUUUGAAAAUGCCCAGCCCACAGAUGGAGAAAGAGAAGUAUGGAAUCAGAUCAGUGCAGUUUUACAGGACUCAGAAAGUAUGCUUGCAGAUCUUCAGGCUUACAAAGGAGCUGGACAAGAAAUUAGAGAUGCAAUACAAAACCCCAAUGAUAUCCAGUUGCAAGAAAAAGCAUGGAAUUCAGUGUGUCCUCUGGUCGUGAGGCUGAAGCGCUUUUAUGAAUUUUCACUGCGAUUAGAAAAGGCCUUGCAGAGCUUACUGGAAUCUUUGACAUGCCCACCUUAUACUCCAACUCAACACCUGGAACGGGAACAGGCUCUGGCUAAAGAGUUUGCAGAAAUCUUACAUUUUACUCUUCGUUUUGAUGAACUUAAGAUGAGAAACCCAGCAAUUCAGAAUGACUUCAGUUAUUAUAGGCGCACAAUAAGUCGCAACAGGAUUAACAACAUGCAUCUAGACAUCGAGAAUGAAGUCAACAAUGAAAUGGCCAAUAGGAUGUCCCUGUUUUAUGCAGAAGCAACACCAAUGCUGAAGACACUCAGUAAUGCAACUACGCAUUUUGUAUCAGAAAACAAAACAUUGCCAAUUGAAAAUACAACAGACUGCUUAAGUACUAUGGCUAGUGUAUGUAAAGUCAUGUUGGAAACGCCAGAGUACAGGAGUAGAUUCACCAGUGAAGAGACUCUUAUGUUCUGCAUGAGGGUAAUGGUGGGAGUUAUCAUACUGUAUGAUCAUGUUCAUCCUGUGGGAGCUUUCUCAAAGACAUCAAAGAUUGAUAUGAAGGGAUGCAUAAAAGUUUUAAAGGAACAACCACCUGACACUGUGGAAGGACUUCUGAAUGCUCUCAGGUUCACUACAAAACACCUGAAUGAUGAAUCUACUUCCAAACAAAUCCGAGCUAUGCUGCAGUAGUGUCCUGAGAUGACUUAGAUGUUUGUAUUGACCACAGAAGAUGUGUAUGUUUACAUAAUUUAAUACAGUUUGAUGUUAAUACUUGUGUGUAUUUACAUAACCAUUUUCUUCACAUUGCUAAAAUAUAUGAACCUGUAGUCAUUACCCAACUGACUAUAUAUAAUGCAGCCUAAGUUUAUAUGCUAGCCUUUAUCUUUUGACCUUUAAAAUACUUUUUUACUUAGAUACUUUAGCUGAAACAGUUUAUCUGUGCAUUUUAAUUCUUAAAUGCCUUCUCUGGAAGAUAAAAUGGAAAUCAGAUAAACUGAAAUGUCAAAGUUACCAUAGGACAUGAACUUCAAAGGAGGAGAAAGUUAAUAAAAGAGAAAGUAAAAUUGUAGGUAUAGGAGAAUACCUGAAUGUUCAUCAGCUUCAUUAAAUAUGUUGUUUUUCCAGUAACUGGUGGAGAUCUAUCUAAUUUUAAGGGUUAUGUGCUGGCCAACAUCCAAAAAUGUAUUGUAAAGAGGUCACUUUGCUUCUCUUAAUAUGUCUAGCCUGUUCUUUUCCACCACUGGGAAAAUUAAUACGUUUUCAGAUAUUAUAUAAAUAAAUAUAAAGUGUAUUUCCAGACCAUUGCUAGAUUCUGAAAACUGAUUAAUUUUAUUAGAUUUAGAAAGGGAAGGGAAAAUGCUGAUGUCUUUAAAAGAGAAGGUUUUGCGGUGUAAACACAUAAUGGCAAACAUUAUCUGUUAGAGACAGCUCUUCUAUUAUUUUUGCUAAUACAAAGUUGAAUAAAGGAGAACACUCUUUUGUAGAGUAGACUUCCCUAGUCUCAAAUUGGUCUAAUUAGACUAGGGAUGAUACAAAGAAUUUUCAAGACCUGAGCUGUUCCUAGGCACUCAGUCAAUUUCCUUGAUGGUAAUAUUCAUCAGCUGAUUCAGAAUCAGCACAGAUAUGUUUCAGCUCACUGCUUUUCACUGUUUUUCUAGAUGUGAUUGAUGCUUCAAGGAGUUGAUUUCCUUACUCAGUUGUUCUUACUUUCUAGCAAUUUUCUCCAGUAAAUGGAAUAGCAAUAUUUUGCCAAAAGCAGCAAAGUGCUUGUGCUCUAUUAAGUGUCUUCUCUGAGUGAUCUGCAAUUGCUGUACAUAUUCUUGCAGAGGUCACAUUCUGAAAAUAUGUUCAAUUGUGUACUUUGCAUAUGUGCAUGAAAACUCCAGUGCUUGUGCACAGGUUCAGAUUUGUUUAUUCUUCUGUACGUAAUCAGAGGUUGUGUGCUGUCACUGGAAUUUUCAUGCUUUUCACUUCUGGAAAAUAUUAACCAUAAGAGUUUGAAGAUGCAUUUGGUCUGCUAAGACUCAGCUGCACUGUUACAAAUUUAGCCAAUCAACUCUGUCCUUAAAAAGUAUUAACUUUCAUAAGUUCUUUAGAAUUGUGUUAGAGUUUAUUUGUGAGCAGAAUUAUAUGAGGUUUCUCAGAUGUCGUGAGAGCCCACAGAUGUUAGCAUUAUACAUGUAACAAUGCAGGAAAGCACUGCAACUGUAGAGGUCGUUUCAUGGAUCUGCAGUUUUAGCAGAUCACUAUGUUAUCAUCAGGAACAGAAUUAGAAAUUGCUAAUUGUUUUUCAGAAGCAGUGCUCACACUACUAUUUUAUAGUAGUAAAGUCACUGUUUACAAACUCCAUUUUUAAUGGGGAGGCAUUUACAAAUAUAUAUUAGGGGAAAUUCUGUUUUGUUCGUGUCACUUUCAGUUAGUUAAAUCAACAUGAAUUACACAUCAUUCUAUUGACUUUUGGUAUCUAAUUUUAAUACAUGCUUACCUGCAAUCACUUGUCAAGCAAUGAAAUCUUUAUGUUGCCCAGAGAAAUGAUAUUCAUCACUUAAGUAAUAAAAAUGUAAACUUUAAAGCAUUCUGCAAGUUGUUAUGUGCUAUUUGCUGAAAAAACUGAAUUUCUUUGCCUGCUGUGAUGUUUUUGUACAGAAGUUUGUUGGAAAUAAUAAAAAGUUUGGUACAGUAA
Centrocercus urophasianus (Greater sage-grouse) is the source of this 5632-nucleotide messenger RNA. RefSeq names its product CYFIP related Rac1 interactor A (gene CYRIA). Gene Ontology annotation, molecular function: small GTPase binding. NCBI's taxonomy places the organism in Eukaryota, Metazoa, Chordata, Aves, Galliformes, Phasianidae. The record is from RefSeq and is a predicted model, not a curated record. The transcript is spliced from 11 exons. Bases 2653 to 3639 code for a protein of 328 amino acids. Gene Ontology annotation, biological process: regulation of actin filament polymerization.